Molecule: messenger RNA, 4585 nt
Organism: Dunckerocampus dactyliophorus (ringed pipefish)
Lineage: Eukaryota; Metazoa; Chordata; Actinopteri; Syngnathiformes; Syngnathidae
Product: H-2 class I histocompatibility antigen, Q9 alpha chain-like
Exons: 7
Coding region: 113-1198 (361 amino acids)
Biological process (GO): immune response
Cellular component (GO): external side of plasma membrane
Source: RefSeq, a predicted model, not a curated record
UCCGUCUUCCUCGACAUUUGCAUUUGCGAGUGAAAUUGGUUUUGAACACUGUGUGUUUCUCAGAGGGAUUACAGCGAGAAAAUAUGUUGUGAUGCACUUCUGACCGCUGACCAUGGACUUGUUUUUAUUCAUUCUUCUGGCAGUGCAAAUACCCAGCGUGACGGCUGUGACUCACAUGCUGAAGUAUUUCCACACUGUGUCCUCUGAAGUUGAAAACUUCCCAGAGUAUAUUAGUGUUGGUUAUGUUGACGACGUUGAGAUUGUUCACUAUGACAGCAACAGCAGGAAAGCAGAACCCAAACAGGACUGGGUGAACAAAAUCACAGCAGAGGAUCCACAGUACUGGCAGAGGCAGACGCAGAUUAAUGUAAACAGUGAGCUUGUCUUCAAAAACAGCAUUGAAAUUCUUCGGAAGUUCUCCAACCACACUGAAGGUGUUCACAUUUACCAGCAGAUGCUUGGCUGUCAAUGGGAUGAUGAGACUGAUGAGGUUGAUGGUUGGGUACAGUACAGUUAUGAUGGAGAAGACUUGCUAUCAUUGGACAUGAAGACAUGGACAUGGAUCGCAGCAAAACCACAAGCUGUCCCCACCAAACACAAGUGGGACCAUGCCAAAGCUUAUAUUGAAUACAUUAAGUUUUACUUCACUGAGCGCUGUCCUUCUUACUUGAAGAAGCAUGUGAACAAUGGGAGGCAGGUCCUAUUGAGAACAGAGCUUCCAGAGGUGUCUCUCCUCCAGAAGACGCCGUCCUCUCCGGUCAGCUGCUUCGCGACAGGUUUCUACCCCGACAGCGCCAUCAUGUUUUGGAGGAAAGAUGGCGAGGAGCUCCACGAGGACGUGGAGCACAGAGAGCUGCUCCCCAACCACGACGGAACCUUCCAGAUGACGGUGGACCUGAAAGUGGAGGUGACGGCCGACGUGGAGGGCAAAUACGAAUGUGUGUUUCAGCUGGCUGGCGUCAAGGAGGACAUGGUCACCAAGCUGGAGAGAAGAAGCAUCCUGAGCAACGCAAGCCAUGAAGGCAACUUGUGGGUCGCCGUCGCUGCCACGGUGGCGGUCCUAGCCGUGGUGGUCCUCCUGGCGGCCAGCUUCAUGGUCAAGCAUCACAGACAAGUCAAAUACGAUCCAGCUGGGAAUUUGCCGUCAUCUUCUUCCUCCAAAAGAUCAGACCUUCAGCACAUUAAUGCGCUGCUAUAGGAGGGUUGUGUCCAUAAAAGUUAUUUUGACUCACAGAGUAGCGUAAUUAUAUUUGUGCUAUUUUUUUACAUGACAGCACAGCUUUCAAAUGAUCACCACCUGAAAGCCGACAAAAGCCUCUUGAGAACACAAAUACAUUUAUAUCCUUUAACAAAGCAAACUAACUCCUCAAUAACUCAAUUAGUCGGUACAUUGACAUGCAGGAAUUUCUGCAUGAAUUUGUUUUAAAGCAGUUUUUGUUUUUUUUAAACCGCAUUGAAUUUAAGGUUCAAAUUAACAUGCGUAGAUUAUUCAAUUGGAAACCAGAUCCCUCUUGCAUGGAGGACUCCAUGUAGAACAAAUGGCGCAGCCCUGCACAAUGUCAAAUUCACAAGAGAAAAAGAUGACGCUGGUGGGGGGAUGUUAAAACUUUGCUGUGUUUAACACAAAAGCAUCAUUUUUGUAGUCAAAAUUAAAUUACAGUUUUUUUUUCCAAUUGCUAAAACACAAUUUCGCAAACGAGGCUCGUUUUAGCAAAAUACUUAACACAAUGCACAAUAUAGCACAAUAACAAUAUAACACAAUCUCAUAUUUCCUGCAAAAUGAAACAUUGCAUCCAAAACUACACACAUCAUGAUGCAAAUCAAACUUUUGCGCCAAAUGACACACACUUCAUUCAUUUUACCAGAUUUUUAUGCCAAACCAACAACGCACUGUAGAAGAGCACUCUCAUCUUUAGUAUGCUUUGCAGGAAUGCUGAAAUUGUUCAAACUGAAACUUUUUCAGAUUGUUCACAUGCACAGAAAUAUUUGCAGAUACACGCACCAAACCAGUCAGUGCAACAUAUGCACAGAAGUUGGAGUGAACUAAAAUGGUCCCAAAAAACUGUCAACUGAAAAAAAAUUGCAGAAAAUAUAUAAAGAAAAAAUAGAUGAGAAAAUAAAAGGAAAAAAAAAGAAAGUACCUUGCCAUGCAGCUUCACCAACGCAUAGUGCUUCGUUUGGGCACCCUAGUUAGUUGUACACUUGAUAAAAUGAAUAUAUUUUUUUUAUCAUGUUUUUCUCUGUAAUGACUACAUAGUACUUGUGUAGGAUACAAGAGUGCAGUUGUAAAGUGGGAUGCUUAUUUGCCUGCUUGAGAAAUUGUUAACCCAUAGAUCAGUGGUCACCAACCUUUUUGAGACCAAGAUCCCUGCUCUCGGCCGUGAACCUGCACAAGAUCUACCCUCGCAUAUCUGCGGAGAAAAUGAUAUAUAUAUAUAUACAAUAGAGGGUAGGGAUUUCACAGGGACCACAAGAAAAAGUUUUUGAAGGCGUCAUGAGGAAACAGAAUGUCUCUCUGGAAUUGUAUUCAAUCAACGGGUAAAAUAAAUUUAAUACGGGGAAUAUGAAAUUCUCCGGCGGAGUAUUAGGGCCACAUUGGAAAACAAAACCUGAGAUUUUGAGAAUGAAAUCGUGAAAGUCAAAAAUGUACAAGAAUAACGUUGUAAAUUUACAAAAAAAAAGUCAUAAAUUUAGGAAAAAGAUCGUAAAUUGCGGGAAUAAAGUCACAAAUUCAUGAGAAAAAAAAACUGUACAUUUACAAGAAAAAAAGUCGUAAUAUUAUUAUUAUCUGAGGCAAUGCCUGUUACGACGCAGUAUUAAAAUAAUCUAUGUUUUUUAGAAUAAAGUUGUACAUGUACGAGAAAAAACUUCUAACUUUGUUACAGGCAUUGCCUGUGACAGCUAUAAAAAGGGGGGACUUAUGUGACCUUUGGCCUUGGGCAUAUUGAGGGGGCGGGGUAAGGAAGGCGGAACUGAGAAGGGCUCGACAGGCGAAUCUGUUUGUGCUCAACUGCUCUGUUUUGCUGCCACUUUAUAAAUAAAAUCAUGCCUGAAACAAGAGGAAAGUUUCCUUCCUUCCUGAAGAGCUGUGCUCUAUUUUCCCUCUGACACGUAUGUCAUGAUGACACAUCAUAUUACCUCGUCUUACGCCUUACCCCUAGGUUUACCCCUAGGUUUUGUGCGUUCACGAGAAUCAAGUGGUGUCCCAAUUCUCCUUAAACCGAGGGGUAAGGGGUACAGUAUGUGCCAAGGGGUAUAUACAGUACCCGUUGAAAACAAGUGCGAUAGGCUACCACAAUUGAAACAUAAGGGAAGGCGCAGCUACGACACCCGCUGAGAAGACUGAACCGCAGAGACCGAAAGAAACAUAUAAAGGUAAGUAAUUACACAUAGCUAUUGAGUUUCAGAGUGGGAUUCAGCCUUAGUCUAUUGAGCACAUAAGUGUGUUCAGACUGAGAAGUACGGCAGUCAGUAUGUGGAUGUUGUAGUAAAAACAUAAAAAAAAAAACAACAACAACAUAGGGGUGGAAAUAUUGGUAUUAUCAGUACCAUACAGCAGAGGUGCUCACACUUUUUUAGCCUGCGAGCUACUUUUAAAAUGACCAAGUCCCAAAGAUCUACCUACUACUAUAAAUAUACAAAGUACUGUAUAUAUAUUUACUAUAUUUAUUUUUGUAAAAAGGAGUAGGUAUUUAUGUACGUUAUACAUGUAUAUCUGGAGUGCACGCACUUUCUCAGCAUGCAAGUACAAGUCAAAAUGAUCUACGUCUUUCUAUAAAACAUAUAACAUAUACAAAAUGUAACCAGUAAACUCUGAAAUUCUAUUGUAACUAUUAAUGAUUAGUAUUUCACAUUCACAUUUUCAAAGUCUACAGGUAAUCAAAGUAGUUGCUAUCAUAAUUCACUUCAAUAUGGAAAUAAAGAUAAUUACACAUAACUCCUAAAUAGUUGUGUACAUAACCUGAGUACUGUUAAUAUGUCAGUCAAAUUAGCUAUGUAACGCUCAUUAGGGCACACAGUUCAUGUAUUACAUCCAGUUAGCAUUUGCUAUCAAACAUGACCCAUAUACAAGAAUUUAAAAUGAUUAUGCAAAAGACAAUUCAGCCGAAGUCAAGACAACAUAUUGAAAAGGUUUCACCAAUGGGCACAUUUUUAAUUUCAUCAUGAAAUAAUAGUUUAAGAAGCCAACGUGUAGAAAACACUGAUUUUUGUAGGAUAGUUCAUGACGCCAAGCAAAGCCAGUAAAUACACUUUUUGUCUACGUAACUAGCCGCUACAAGUGAACAGAUAACUUGUGUUAUAGAUAUAGACAUCUUACCGCUGAGUUAGUUCAUCCAUAAUCAUAAUAAUAAAGAUGAAAGUUGCAUCCUCGUGUGUAGCUUGAAAUGCUGCGGGGGAGCAAGCGGGAAUCAGGAGGGGAGCUUAAUGUCAGCUGACUGAUGUCAUAUGACAACUACAAAGUACCCAAACUACCUUGGCGAUCUACCGGUAGCUCGCAAUCGACGUAAUGGCCACCCCUGCCAUACAGUAUGAUCAUGAUGAGCUCAAUUUAUUUUCACAAAUACUGUAUGUGUGUUUUUUGUUG